Messenger RNA from Pogona vitticeps (central bearded dragon), 2670 nucleotides. RefSeq names its product protein S (gene PROS1). Gene Ontology annotation, molecular function: calcium ion binding. Lineage: Eukaryota; Metazoa; Chordata; Lepidosauria; Squamata; Agamidae. The record is from RefSeq and is a predicted model, not a curated record. Gene Ontology annotation, cellular component: extracellular region.
GGGGAGGUUGAGCAGCCUCUCGGCCUUUUCAGGUCUUCCUUUCCACGCAUCCUGUUUACCCGACACGUGAAAUACACAGCAACGUUUCCUGGAAAUGUCCUCUCUUCGCAAGCCGCCAGACCCCAUCCCCCAACAAGUCCCCCCCGCCGUCCCUCCCGCUUUCCCCAGGAGCAGCAGGACGAUCGGAACCUGGCAGAAACAUUUCCCGGCUGCCUCUCGCUCGCUCGCUCGCUCUCUCCCCCAGGCACCGUGUAAACAGGGGAGGGCCCGCUGUCUGCGAGCAGAUGCCCGCACGCCCCUGCCCCUCCUAGACCCCCCGAGACAGACCCCGGCCCCACACAUCGCCGCCCUCCCUCUAAGAAUGAGGCUCCCCUGCAUGGUUUGCCUCCUUCUUUCCUGCCUGGGUGCCGCGGCGAUCGCUCCCUCCGAGGCAAGGACGUUCUUAUCUCAGCAUCAUGCAUCAGAGUUUCUUGUCAGAAACCGUCGAGCAAAUUCCUUUAUGGAAGAAAGGAUGAAGGGGAAUUUGGAGCGGGAAUGUAUUGAAGAGUACUGCAACAAAGAAGAAGCCAGAGAAAUCUUUGAAAAUAACCCUGAGACAGAUUAUUUCUAUCCCAUAUACCUAGACUGCCUGGCUUCAUUUCGAGCAGGAAUGGUAAGGGUGCCACCACUUUCUUCAAAUACUCCAACUGACCUUCGGUCCUGCGUAAAAGCAAUAUCAAACCAGUGUAUUCCUUUGCCAUGCAAUGAAGAUGGUUAUAAAGAAUGCAGAGAUGGACAAGCCAGAUUUACAUGUAUUUGCAAGCCUGGGUGGCAAGGAGAAAAAUGUGAAGAAGAUAUAAAUGAAUGUGAAGACCCAGCUAAUAGAAAUGGAGGGUGUAGUCAAACUUGUAUUAACUUUCCUGGAAGCUACCGCUGUCAGUGUGAAGAUGGUUAUUACAUACAGCCAAAUAAAUUGGACUGCAAAGACAGGAAUGAAUGCAUGUUAUACCAGAACAUUUGUGGGACAGCACAAUGCAAGAAUACUCCUGGAAAGUAUGAGUGUGAAUGUCCAGCAGGUUAUGCCUAUAACAUAACAGGAAAGAAAUGUGAAGAUGUGGACGAAUGCGCUGAAAAUGCUUGUUCUCAAAUAUGUAUCAACUCUCCAGGAAGCUACACCUGCUAUUGUGAUGGCAAAAAAGGCUUUCAGCUGUCCAGUGACAUGAGAACGUGUGAGGCAGUACCAGAAUGUCUCCCUUUGAAUCUUGAAAAGAAUUAUGAAUUACUCUCUCUGGCAGAGCAAUUUAUAGGGAUCCCUGUUUUGUAUUUAAGGUUUAGAUUGCCUGAGGUUACAAGAUUUUCUGCAGAAUUUGAUUUCAGGACUUAUGAUAACGAGGGAGUUAUAUUGUACGCUGAAUCUACUGACAGCACAGCAUGGGUUUUACUUGCACUUCGUGAUGGGAAGAUUGAAAUUCAAUUCAAGAAUGAACUCGCAAUGAAAGUAACGAGCGGUGGCAAAGCCAUCAACGAUGGCUUGUGGCACAUGAUAUCUGUGGAAGAAUUAGACCACAGCAUCAGUGUCAAAAUAGCAAAAGAAGCAGUAAUGAACAUUAAUAGCCCAAGAAAUCUGUUUAAACAAUCCAACGGCUUUCUGGAAGCAAAGGUGUACAUUGCAGGGCUGCCUCGCAAAGUGGACAACACUCUUAUUAAACCGAUUAACCCCCGUCUGGAUGGGUGCAUUCGUGCCUGGAACUUGUUGAAUCAAGGAAAUUCUGGUGUGAAAGAUAUCAUUCAACAGAAACAAAGCAAGCACUGUUUAAUAAGUGUUGGAAGGGGAUCUUACUAUCCUGGCACUGGAGUGGCAAAGUUUCGUAUUAACUACAAUGACAGCCUGAGCAGCACAGAGGAUUGGUUAAUAAAUAUAACCAUGACUAUCCGUCCAUCCAAAGCCACUGGUCUAAUGUUUGCUUUGGUUUCUGAUGAAACAGUGCCUCUUGCUUUAUCAAUAGUAGAUUCCAGCUCACCAAACUUAAAGGAUAUCAUAGUAUCGAUUGAGAAUAUCAUCGUUGCCCGCUUGGAUUCAAACAGGCUAUGUACUUCAAGAAGAGUAUUGGUAGAACUCAAAGUAACUAGGCAACUUCUUGAACUUAAAGUUGAUUCACACUCACAUACUACUUACUCGGAAGAGCAGCUCACAGUCCUUCAUCAAGCGAUGAAUGGAUCUGUUGAUACCUACUUAGGUGGCAUUCCUGAUGUUCCAGUUGAGGCAACCCCAGUGACAGCAUUUUAUCAUGGCUGCAUGGAAGUGAAAAUUAAUGAUAAGCAGCUGGAUUUGGAUGAAGCCAUCUCCAAAAAAAAUGACAUCAGAUCACAUUCAUGUCCAUUGCUCAUAGAAGAAAUGCACAGUUCGGAAGCCACUGAUGUCCCUUCUGUUCAUUAAUCUCUCAUAGGAAAAUCCAAAUUGUUUUUGCACAAAAUGGAUAAAGACACGGAGAUUGAACUAUAAAAAUGCUGUUUUGUAAUUAUCAUUUUCCACUAUAAAGGGACCAUGCGAAGAUUAAGCUGCUGUCAAAAUAGUGUCAUUUAUAACAUUUCAACAUUUUUUAGUUGAAUAGUUUACUUAACAACCGUACACUUCACAUUUUAUAUUUUACGUAUCUUUGACAAUAAAACUACCCAUACACUUGUACUCAU